UGUCUGGUGGCAAUAAAUAGUUCCAUUUUGAUUUGUACAUUUAUUUUAAAAAAUACAGGAAGCUGGUUAUUUUCUUCUUUAUUGUUUCUUAAAAGCUCGACAACUAUUCCGCAGUGCAUGAAAUCCAAAUCUUUACACGGAUCAGACAAAAAGGAGUGGUGAAUGAAAACAGCGUUAGCAUUGUUCCCGGUUGCUAAAAAAAGAUGGCGGCGUCCUUGAACAGAACAGAGGGUGGUAGGCUCCUGGCUCUCUUUAGCAAGCUUUAUUGUUUGAGUAUUUCUCCACCAAGCAGAUGCCUUCACGUCACUGCCAUUUGCUGCAAGAACCAAGCUGCUCGUGUACGAGUGGGAAAAGGAGACCGACCUGUGACCUACGAGCGGGCAAUGAAACCGCAUCACAUUGGCCACAGCAAAGGAUGGCUGUCCCAGCAUACCAGUAACCUUAAAGGAGAAAGAGGAGCGGCAGAUCGGGCCGUGGAGGAAUCAUUCAUCAGGAGGUUCAUGUUUGGGACAUUCCACGGCUGCCUGGCCAAUGAAGUCGUGAUCAAGAGGCGUGGCAACAUGCUAACGGUGUGCGCCUUAAUGCUUCAAAAGCUUCCACCGCCCAAGUUCUACUUCUUGAUCGGCUAUUCCGAGUCGCUGCUGUCACACUUCUACAAGUGUCCCGUCAAGUUGGACAUUCAGACGCUACAGGACAAACAAGUCUACAAGUAUCUCUAAGACUUUUUCACUUCCUGUUUGUGUGUGUGUCACCUCGUGAUGUGUUUGUGUACGUAAUACAAAUAAUUAAAGACUUGCUAAACUUUGACUAUCUGA
Molecule: messenger RNA, 815 nt
Organism: Doryrhamphus excisus (bluestripe pipefish)
Lineage: Eukaryota; Metazoa; Chordata; Actinopteri; Syngnathiformes; Syngnathidae
Gene: mrps24
Product: mitochondrial ribosomal protein S24
Biological process (GO): translation
Cellular component (GO): mitochondrion
Source: RefSeq, a predicted model, not a curated record